AUGCCUCGAACGUACAUUAAGAAGGGUCAUAGGCCUGUAUAUUCGGACAAUGACUUAACAGCUGCUCUACAAGAAGUCUCUUUCGAAGCUAAUAUUCGUGUAACAUCAAAGAAAUUCAAUAUUCCGUAUACAGCUUUACAAAAGCAUCAUACUGCGCAAGUCUGGUAUAAGGGUCCUGGACGAGCUACACACUUUACUGAUUUGGAAGAAACAUAUUUAGUUGGUGCGGUUACUGUUUUACAAAAAUUAGUUAAUUCGUCCGCUGUUCGAAAAGUCAACAUCAUCAAGGGAUUUAUGAAUACGGGUAUUUAUCCACUUGAUAGAAUGUCGAUUAAUUCUGCAAAAAUUUUGAAAUGCAACAAUAAAAUUGAAAAGGAUAUUGCUUUGCCCAAACACCCAAAAACUUCAAUUGAUUCAAGCGAUGAUGAUGAUGAAGAAGAUAAUAUACCUAUUGCGUCGAGAUUGACAGCUGAUGUUCCCCUAGAUUUGUCUUUCCCAAUGAAAUCAUCACUUGAAAUUACAUAUUCUAAAGCACUACCAUCUAGUCCGACGAGAACCAUUCGACGUACCCUUUGCUCGAUUAGACCAUCAGCUACAGAACAACCACCUGCGAAAAAAAUAGUGCUUGAAAGAGAAGCUAGUCAACUAUUAACAGAUGAACAAGUUCUACAACAACUGAAAGAGAAAGAAGAACGUGCCCUGAAAGCGAAACGAGUUACAACACAAACACUCAAACCUCCAACUACAAAAACUAAACAAAAGAAAAUACUGACCACUAUUCACGAAAACAAUAAUGAUGAUAAAUCGGCCGGUGUAUCGUGUACUGUUAUAUACAGUGUAACAUUAUAG
Molecule: messenger RNA, 849 nt
Organism: Didymodactylos carnosus
Lineage: Eukaryota; Metazoa; Rotifera; Eurotatoria; Philodinida; Philodinidae
Source: the annotation of a GenBank genome assembly